CUCUCACUCUCUCUCCUGCUGGCUGCCUGUUCUAGGAAGCCAGCGCGCAGGGGGGUGGUGGUGGGGGGGAUGCACAGCACUGGGGAGAGAGAUUGCGCAUGUUGGUCAGUCGUGUUUUAAAGAGUACAGUGCAGGGAGGCUGAGAGGGGCGCAUGCCACAACUUUUGGAAGGAUGGAAGAGAAGAGGCGAAAAUACUCCAUCAGCAGCGACAACUCUGACACCACUGACAGCCACACUACAUCUGCAUCACGAUGCUCCAAACUGCCCUGCAGCACCAAGUCGGGCUGGCCCCGACAGAACGAGAAGAAGCCUUCAGAGGUUUUCCGGACAGACUUGAUCACAGCCAUGAAGAUCCCAGACUCAUACCAGCUCAGCCCAGAUGACUACUACAUCCUGGCAGACCCAUGGCGACAAGAAUGGGAGAAAGGUGUGCAGGUGCCCGCAGGCGCGGAGGCCAUUCCAGAACCUGUGGUGAGGCUCCUCCCACCGCUAGAAGGCCCCCCUUCCCAGGUGUCUCUAAGCAGCUCUGACCUUGGCGAGGGUUCCCAGCCUGACUGGCCAGGGGGCAGCCGCUAUGACCUGGACGAGAUCGAUGCCUACUGGCUGGAGCUCAUCAACUUGGAGCUCAAAGAGAUGGAGAAGCCAGGGCUGGAUGAGCUGACCUUAGAGCGUGUGCUGGAGGAGCUGGAGACGCUGUGCCACCAGAACAUGGCUCGGGCCAUCGAGACGCAGGAGGGCCUGGGCAUCGAGUAUGAUGAGGAUGUGGUUUGUGACGUGUGCCGCUCUCCCGAGGGCGAGGAUGGCAAUGAGAUGGUCUUCUGUGACAAGUGCAAUGUCUGUGUGCACCAGGCGUGCUAUGGGAUUCUCAAGGUGCCCACCGGUAGCUGGCUGUGCCGGACGUGUGCCCUGGGUGUCCAGCCAAACUGCCUGCUCUGCCCCAAGCGAGGAGGGGCCCUGAAGCCCACCAGAAGUGGGACCAAGUGGGUGCAUGUCAGCUGUGCCCUGUGGAUUCCAGAGGUCAGCAUCGGUUGCCCCGAGAAGAUGGAACCCAUCACCAAGAUAUCGCAUAUCCCAGCCAGCCGCUGGGCCCUGUCCUGCAGCCUCUGCAAGGAGUGCACGGGCACCUGCAUCCAGUGCUCCAUGCCUUCCUGCAUCACAGCCUUUCACGUGACGUGCGCCUUUGACCAUGGCCUGGAAAUGCGGACUAUAUUAGCUGACAAUGACGAGGUCAAGUUCAAGUCCUUCUGCCAGGAACACAGUGAUGGGGGCCCUCGAGGGGAUCCCACAUCCGAACCGACAGAGCCCAGCCCCGCCAGUGAGGACCUGGAAAAGGUGACGCUACGCAAGCAGCGGCUGCAGCAGCUGGAGGAGGACUUCUAUGAGCUGGUGGAGCCAUCGGAGGUGGCUGAGCGGCUGGACCUGGCCGAGGCGCUGGUCGACUUCAUCUACCAGUACUGGAAGCUAAAGAGGAAAGCCAAUGCCAACCAGCCGCUGCUGACCGCCAAGACUGACGAGGUGGACAACCUGGCCCAGCAGGAGCAGGACGUGCUGUACCGCCGCCUCAAGCUCUUCACACACCUGCGGCAGGACUUGGAGAGGGUUAGAAAUCUGUGCUACAUGGUGACAAGGCGCGAAAGAACGAAACACGCCAUCUGCAAACUCCAGGAGCAGAUAUUCCACCUGCAGAUGAAACUUAUUGAACAGGAUCUGUGUCGAGGCCUGUCCACUCCAUUUCCCAUCGAUGGCACCUUCUUCAACAGCUGGCUGGCACAGUCAGUGCAGAUCACAGCAGAGAACAUGGCCAUGAGUGAGUGGUCUCUGAACAAUGGUCAUCACGAGGACCCUGCCCCGGGGCUGCUGUCAGAGGAGCUGCUGCAGGAUGAGGAGACACUGCUCAGCUUCAUGCGGGACCCCUCACUUCGACCUGGAGACCCCACCAGGAAGGCCCGAGGCCGCAUCCGCCAGCCUGCCAAGAAGAAGCCGCCGCCAUCACAGGAUGGGACAGUUCCACGGACAACUCCAGAUAAAUCCCUCAAGAAGCCCUGGGGUCAGGAUGGAGGCAGCUACAAGGGAAGUCAAGGGCCACCUGCCAGGAGACCACAUAGGCGGACACCUUCUCACGUGCCAUCCAGCCCUACAGCUGGGGACUGUCUCAUCCCAGAAGCCCCUGAGAGCCCCCCACCACUGGUCCCUGAGGCCCUGGAUGAGGUGGCUCCCAUGGCUGCUGACUCGAAUGUCCAAGUGCCUGGCCCCACGGCAAGCCCCAAGGCCUUGGGCCGGCUCCGGCCGUCCCGUGACAGCAAGGGAAGCCGGAGGUCACCAGGCCAGAUGCCUGGGACAGAACUGCCUCCUCCUGUGGCCGAGAGGCCAAAGGUCAGGCUGCACUUUGACACCGAGACUGAUGGCUACUUCUCAGAUGGGGAGAUGAGCGACUCCGACAUAGAGGCUGAGGACAGUGGGGUGCAGCGGGGUCCCCGAGAGGCAGGAGCUGAGGAGGUGGUUCGCAUGGGCGUACUGGCCUCCUAACUCACCUCUGCCUUGUCCUGGGUCCUGCCCUGGUCACCCACAAGGCCUCAGCUCAGUCACAACUGCCAUUUCCAGUCUCUGCUGAGUGUCCCAGACCUACAAGGCUGCCACUCUGUUAUGGUUUUAUUUUUAAUAUAGAGAGAGUUUCUGAUUC
Elephantulus edwardii (Cape elephant shrew) is the source of this 2681-nucleotide messenger RNA. RefSeq names its product jade family PHD finger 2 (gene JADE2). The record is from RefSeq and is a predicted model, not a curated record. Lineage: Eukaryota; Metazoa; Chordata; Mammalia; Macroscelidea; Macroscelididae. The coding region runs from base 173 to 2527 and encodes 784 amino acids. Gene Ontology annotation, biological process: regulation of transcription by RNA polymerase II. Gene Ontology annotation, cellular component: histone acetyltransferase complex. The transcript has 11 exons.